AUGCAGUUGGCAGCUGUGCUGAGAGAUCAGAAGAACAGGAAGGAGGUGGAAGCCCAUUCGGAGCAGCUGGAUGCCAUUGCCAAAGACUGGCCGAUUGUCAACAUCGUCAAGCUUCAGACAUCGAGUGAUAUGCCGUCAACCGGGUCAAGAACAAGAGCCACUGCCAAGGCCCAGCAGAGCCAGCGCAGCCAAAGACAGGCCUUCGAGGAGAUCAAGGCCAUGGCAAGACCUCGGCAGGAGACGCGGCCGACGCGGCCGAUGCCCAGCCAGGUCGAUGCGAGCCGAGGGGAGUGGUGUGAAGAGGCAGAUGCCUGGAGGUUUUCAGCGCAGGUGUCGGAGUUGACGAGCUUGUCUGGGAGUCAGUUGGAAGUUAAUCCAUCGUACAUCCGAUUGAUGGACUCCAACCAGAGAUUGCUGGUGGAGACUUCGUUGCCAGAAACCUUGGACGGGGAGAAGAUGCAGGCAUCUUGGUCCCGCAAGCAGCAAUGUCUGAAGGUUGUUGGCCCGAAGAAGCCGAGUCAGGAGGGACCCACGAAACUGCUGGAGUCGAUGCUUCUUGAUGCGCUCGAUUGA
Symbiodinium sp. CCMP2592 is the source of this 573-nucleotide messenger RNA. NCBI's taxonomy places the organism in Eukaryota, Dinophyceae, Suessiales, Symbiodiniaceae. The record is from the annotation of a GenBank genome assembly.